AUGAGCUUCUCCACCCGCAGUAUCAACCAGUCUGGCCGCUUUGGUGGGGCUAGUGCUGGAGCUGGCAUUCCCAGGGCGCGCAGCUUGGCAGGAGGUGCUGCCAGUGUCAGGGUGUCCUCUGCCAGCUUUAACAUGGCAGCCCCUGCCUUUGGUGCUGGAUUUGCAGCCCAAGAAUCCGGCGCUUUAGCUGUCAACGGCAAAGAGACCAUGCAGAACCUGAACGACCGCCUGGCUGUCUAUCUGGAACGGUUUAAUAUUGUGUUUCCUCAGGUCCGAUCUCUGGAGACAGCCAACAAUGAACUUGAAUUGAAAAUCCGUGAGUUCUACGACAGAAAAUCCACCGUCAGCGCUUUUGACGCAAGUGGGUAUUCUGACACCAUCAACAAGCUGCGCUCUCAGAUCCAGGAUGCCACCAUUCAAAAUGCCCGGCUCGUGCUGCAGAUCGACAAUGCCAAGCUGGCUGCUGAUGACUUUAAGAUUAAGUAUGAAUCAGAACUGGUCAUCAGGCAAGGAGUGGAGACUGACAUUACUGGACUCCGCAGAGCCCUGGAUGAACUGACUGUCAACAGAUCAGACCUGGAACUAGAGAUCGAGGGCCUGAAGGAGGAGCUGAUCUACCUGAAGAAGAAUCACGAGGAGGACCUUGCUGCUUCCCGGGGAUAUUCUGGAGGAAAGGUUAAUGUUGAACUGGAUUCCACUCCAGCAGUCGACUUGUCCAAGGUGCUUUCAGAUAUGAGAGAUCAAUAUGAGAAAAUGGUGGAGAAGAAUCGGCAAGAGGUGGAGACCUGGUAUAGGGGACAGAGUGAAAGCUUCAACAAGGAAGUCGCCGUUUACCAAAAAAGCUUCCAGGUUUCCAAAUCUGAGGCCACAGAACUGAGACGCACAUUACAGAACCUGGAGCUGGAGCUUCAGUCCCUCCUUAAUAUGAAACAAGCUUUAGAAGGCUCAUUAUCAGAAACAGAAGCUCGCUAUGUAGCAGAAAUAGCAAAACUCCAGAAUAUAAUUUCCCAAAUAGAACUCGACCUUCAACAAGUCAGGUCAGACUCAGAGCACCAUGGUCUGGAGUACAGAACACUGCUGGACAUCAAAACCAGGCUUGAGCAGGAGAUCGCCACCUACAGAAGACUGCUGGACGGAGGAGAUGCCAGACUUCAUUCUUUCAUUUGUCAACUAGGUGUAAAAAUUGUCAGCAAAGAAGAAUCACAGAGUUCCAGCACCAGGAUCAAGGUGAAGACAGUAGUGGAGGAAGUGGUAGAUGGGAAGGUGGUAUCUUCCUCAGUGAAAGAGGUGACUAAGGACUCCUAA
This is a messenger RNA of Staurois parvus, 1305 nucleotides long. The record is from the annotation of a GenBank genome assembly. Lineage: Eukaryota; Metazoa; Chordata; Amphibia; Anura; Ranidae.